Messenger RNA from Tripterygium wilfordii, 1331 nucleotides. RefSeq names its product F-box/FBD/LRR-repeat protein At5g44980-like. The transcript is spliced from 6 exons. NCBI's taxonomy places the organism in Eukaryota, Viridiplantae, Streptophyta, Magnoliopsida, Celastrales, Celastraceae. The coding region runs from base 143 to 940 and encodes 265 amino acids. The record is from RefSeq and is a predicted model, not a curated record. Gene Ontology annotation, molecular function: protein binding.
ACUCAUUUGAAUUGGGACUUUGGGACACGACGCUCACGAGUUGGGUCUCCUCUCCAAGAAAGGAGAAAGCUAACAAGGAGGAGGAGGAUAACAUAGAGGGAGUCCAAUCAAUGCUUCAUCGUAAGGCUUUAUCACGGUGUUAAUGUCGGGCAAUUCGAAUCUUCAUUAUCGUCAGAAAAGGAUGCGUGCUUCUUGUCCGUCAGCUUCAGAUAUAAUCAGUGACCUACCUGGAAAUAUUAUAGAUAACAUCUUGACUUGCUUGCCAAUUCGAGAUGCUGUUAGGACUAGUAUUUUGUCCAGGAAAUGGAGAUUUAAGUGGCUAGAUCUUUCGCAACUUGUGUUGACAACACCUUCAGCAAAAGAUCACCUGGAAAGCCAUCCCUCUCGGAAAGUGAAAUCGCUUUUGAGGCAUUUAAAUCUAUCUUAUUGUGUAUUCAAACCUCCACAUGCAUUCGAGGGGCUUAGCAACCUCAUUAGUCUUGAACUCGAUGACUGUUUUCCCAAUCUCACGGUCUUUUGCUUCUCUGGCACUUUCAAACCUAUUUCUUUCAAGAAUGCCCCCCUUCUUGUGACUGUUAGGAUCGAAUCUGUUUAUAACGGGAAUGUUGAAAGUGUAAGAAGAGGAGAAAUUCUAAUGCAGUUGAGCGGAAAUUCUAAUGCAGUUGAGGUUUUGGGUUGUCUACCUGCUAUAAAAAGGCUUGUUAUUUGCUGCAGCUUUAUUAAGUACUUGUCUGUAGGCAACAUACCAUUGAGGCUGCCGACUACUCUUAACCGCCUGAAAUCUCUUGAGCUGCCUGCAAUAUAUUUCAAUUGCAUUGAUGACGUCCGGUUUGCUCUUUGCUUGAUUAAAAGCUCUCCUAAUCUAAAGAAGCUUAAAAUUGAGCUUUUCCAAACCAUGGAUGAUAAUAUUGAUCCCAUACUCCAACUUUUGGAAGCUUAAUUCUGCCGUGGUGACUAUACCUUUAAUCGGCUUCAAGAAGUAAGGAUGGAAUGCUUCAGCAGUGCAAUUACUGAAUUGAAGUUUCUCGAACUCUUAUUAGCCAAAUCGUUGACGCUUGAAAAGAUAUACAUUACACCUCCUUUUGGGACUGAACCUCGCAAAUCGUUGAAGAUUUUGAAGGAGGCAACUCAACUCGAACGAGCUUCGCGGAGAGCAGAGAUUAUGUACUUGGAAUUCUGACGACCUUGAUGAUUCUGAUGAUCUUGAUGAAGCCAGACGUAGUGUUUCCGAAGAGUAAAAGGCUAAAAGCUAUCCUUUUCGCCACAUUUUUUCAACUCGUUGCUAAGACAUUUUUACUAUUUCAAUGUAAGCGAAUUUGCUGGCUUUUUUU